AUGGACCGUGCCACAACCGAUAGUGCGGACACAUGGGGAAAAAGCCCCACGGUAGCAACGUCCCCGAGUAGUAGAAGCAGCACACUCGAACUCGCCUCCGGCAACAGUACAAAGGAAGUUACUAAUGACAUCGUGCUCUUGCAACCCACUUUUUUGGAGCUCGCAUACAGCACGACUGAAAGUGCGAACUUAGGUCCGGCCGAGGAUUCCAAAAGUACGCAAAAGAAGGAUAAAAAAGAAAAACGUACGAAGACCCCGAAAAAAGAUAAAAAAGUUUCAGUUCGUUCGGAGGAAGAAAAGAAAAGUACCACAAAGAGGAGCGGGGAAAAGGGAAACCAACAACCAGUCGUGACCGCGAGUGCGUCCUUGGUUGCCGAGUGGGUUCCGUUGCAAGAGACGCUAGACGAGAUGCUUCUGGAUACGCUUUCGCACGCACCUGCCGAGGCCUUGCGGGACCCAGUUAUUCUGCAGAUCGGAGCCUUGGUCGGUACGAAGGUUGGGGAAGUAACCGCGAUGCUCACGCCCGGGACGCCGGCUGGUCUUUUCGCGGCGUUGGCGGGCAACUUCGGGACAGUGGCAUUCUUGCGCGGAGAAAAGAUCGCCGGACAUCUCUCUGAGCUUAUCACAAAAGUAUUCCGCGAAGUUGCGCGCUGCAUGCUGCAGUGGGUGAAAGGUUUUCUGAUGAAGAAGGCCGGCAAGGCCGAAACAACCAAAGUGGACCCUUUUCGGCUUGAUGGCUGCAAACUCAAAUCGUCGAAGCAGCCGACUAGUGACGCUAGUACUACAUAA
Messenger RNA from Amoebophrya sp. A120, 789 nucleotides. The record is from the annotation of a GenBank genome assembly. NCBI's taxonomy places the organism in Eukaryota, Dinophyceae, Syndiniales, Amoebophryaceae.